This is a messenger RNA of Osmerus eperlanus (European smelt), 2263 nucleotides long. RefSeq names its product chondrolectin (gene chodl). The record is from RefSeq and is a predicted model, not a curated record. NCBI's taxonomy places the organism in Eukaryota, Metazoa, Chordata, Actinopteri, Osmeriformes, Osmeridae. Gene Ontology annotation, biological process: positive regulation of axonogenesis. Bases 283 to 1227 code for a protein of 314 amino acids. The transcript has 8 exons. Gene Ontology annotation, cellular component: cytoplasm.
UGUGGGAAGAAAGAUCAAUAACAGAGCGCGUGGGGUCCACUUUCCACUCUAGUCUCUGGAGGGCUGCCUGCGCAAGUCCUUCCUCUUUUCCCCAGUCAUUAAAGCAACGAGCGCGGUGGAGAGAGAGCGUCUCCAGCAUAGUCACAAGAGUUUAUUCUUUGCGCACACAAUUAUAUCGUUCUUGAAGAAACCAUGACAACCACAGAAGCGGGAGAGUGAGUUCAUAGUCGACGUUAGCAGGUUAGUAGACUGGGAUACGCCGAUCUAAGGAAGAGUUAUUUAAUGCCGGCUGAAAAGUUAUUUUUAAACUCAAGAAUGACAUCUCCGAAGACGCGCGCAGAACAGAACAUCCUGACAUAUCUGUGGGGAGUAUUGGUGAUAGCCUCGAGCUGCCACGGCGCGCGAGUUGUAAGUGGUCAGACGGUGUGUGAGGGGGGGGCAGAGCAGCCCUGCUACAAGAUCGCCUACUUCCGGGACGUGACGAGCCGUGUUGCAUUCCUGGAGGCUCGGCAAGCGUGCGAGAUGGAUGGAGGAUCACUGCUGAGCAUCGAGAGCCUUGCAGAACAGAAACACAUAGAGCACCUGCUGCAGGAGCUGUGUACCUCUUCUACAGGGGCCGGUAACAGCAUAGAGGAUGGUGACUUCUGGAUUGGUCUGACGCGGGUGGAUGGAGAGACCAACCAAGAACACAACGGCUUCACUUCCUGUCCAGACCUCUACCGCUGGACAGAUGGAAGCGUCUCCCAGUUUAGGAACUGGUACUUUGAUGAGCCGUCAUGCGGCGGGGAGGCGUGUGUGGUCAUGUACCACCAGCCCACGGCACUCCAGGGUCUGGGCGGAGCUUACCUGUUCCAAUGGAACGAUGACAGAUGCAACAUGAAGCACAACUUCAUCUGCAAGUACGAGCCAGAGAGCCACCUGGUAAAGGAGCAGGGAGACCGGCCUGGGCUUCGUGACCCAGAGAUUUCCUCUGACCACACAGAGGGGGUGAAACAGCCGGUUCCCAGCGAAGACAACACCCCUCAGGUGGUUCUGGCCGGGCCCACAGGUAUGCUGCUGGUGUAUGUGAUCAUUCCCACCAUCCCACUCCUGCUCCUCAUCCUGGUGGCAACUGGGACUUGCUGUUUCCAGAUGUUCAGCAAGAGUCAACCUCGGACCAAAACAAGCGUGGACCAAUCAACCCUAUGGAUCUCCAAGUCUGCCAAAUCAGAUAGCAUAGAAGUAUGAGGCAGAAGAGACAUCACACCAUAUGAGACACCACAGAACACACCGAAAGAUCAUACUCAUCAAUUCUCUCCAAUACUCUCCAAUAUUAUCCCCUUCUCUUUCUAUGUCUGUGUCUUCUUUUUCCUGCCUCUGCUCUUUAUCAGUGUCUAUGCGUGUCAGACCUAGCAUGAGUUCUGUGUGUGUGUGUGUGUGGUUGGAUAGUUAAUAGUCACAGUUAAUUGGCAGCAAGUAGAGCUGAGGUAAUUAAGUUUUGAUUAAGAGAGGGAGAGAGAGUGAGCAAGAAGAAGCUAACAGAGAGGCAAAGAUGGAGGAGAGACAGAUAGAGAGGGGCUUAUUGGGGGACCCAGAUAAACCAAGGCUUUUAACUGGUCCUCCUGAGAAACAGAACCAGGUCAGAACCACUUAACUCCAACACCUGGGGGCAGGUUUACUACUAAUGAACUGCACACUCUGGGGAGACAUGGGGGAGUGGAAAGGAGAAGAACAUUUUAGAUUAAAUAGAGAAAUAAAAAUAGAUAAAAAAUAAGGGGUUGAGUGAAGGGGAUAUGAAGAGAAAGAAAAGCAAAGAAGAGAGAGAGAGGAUGCUAUUGGAUGAGAUGAGUGCAGUAUGUUUUUAAGGGAACCAGCAUUUCCUGGCAACCCAUCUGGUAGUUUCUACAGCCACUGUGUAGUACUGUAUGUGCAGUGUGGUGCAUGUUAGUGUGGUCUGCUAGUUCACCUUGGUCUCUGCUUUGUGAUGUCGUUUACAGUGUGUUGCAUAAAUAUGAAAGAGGUUACCAACAUGCAUAACCCUGGCAUCUACAGUUUAUAUUCCUGUCAUUAUUGUUUUAUUUGUUAUGGAAUAUUUAACUUACUGUACUGUACAUGGGUUGCCACAGCAGCUGGAUUUAAAUCAGUUGAAGGUAUUUGUAAAAGUUGGUACAUAAAUGUGUGUAUGUGUCAGAUCGAGGCUGUUCUAUCAAGCAGGUACAAAGGCUGUGUAGUGCUUGAGACAGGGUGAGACUUACAGUGUAGUGUGUGUGUGUGUGUGUGUGUG